Messenger RNA from Ambispora leptoticha, 8085 nucleotides. The record is from the annotation of a GenBank genome assembly. Lineage: Eukaryota; Fungi; Glomeromycota; Glomeromycetes; Archaeosporales; Ambisporaceae.
AUGGAUAAAUAUCAGAAAAUCGAAAAACUUGGUGAAGGAACUUACGGUAUUGUAUAUAAAGCGCAGAACAGAGAAACCAACGAGGUUGUUGCGCUAAAAAGAAUAAGGCUUGACAACGAGGAAGAAGGGGUUCCUUGCACAGCAAUUCGUGAAAUAUCCUUGCUGAAAGAAUUAAAACAUCCUAAUAUCGUCAGAUUAUAUGACGUAUUACACACGGAGAAAAAGUUGACACUAGUAUUUGAAUAUCUGGAUUCUGAUCUAAAGAAAUUUCUAGAUACGUAUGGGGGAGACCUUGAUGUGCCGACUAUCAAGAGAGGUGAACUCAAAUUGGCCGACUUUGGGUUAGCACGCGCUUUCGGUAUCCCGGUUCGAAGUUACUCACAUGAAGUUGUAACAUUAUGGUAUCGUGCACCGGACGUGCUGAUGGGAUCAAGACAAUAUUCUACCUCAAUCGAUGUAUGGUCAGCAGGAUGUAUAUUUGCAGAAAUGGCCUCUGGUACACCAACAGAAGAAACAUGGCCUAGAGUGUCACAAUUACCGGAAUACAAACCCGAUUUCGCAAUUUACCAACGAAUUCCCCUCGAGAGCCUGUUACCGAAAUUAGAUCCACAAGGGAUAAAUUUAUUAAGUCAAUUGAUAGAGUAUCAACCUGAUAAAAGAAUCAGUGCUGAAGUUGCACUUCAGCAUCCUUAUUUCGAGGAAAUUCGUAGAAAGGAACAAUCUCAACAAUCGACAUCUAGUUUGUUUUCGAAAUAUUGUCUUUCACGUCCGACAGUAAUGCAGUCAACUCAAAAUUUCGCCUGGCCUCCGGAGAAUAAAACUUCGACUGUUGCGUGGCAGCCCGAAGCGCCAGAGUAUGCUCAAGGUGUAACGCCGGCUUUCCCUGGACAAGAAAAGCGAAAAUUUAAUAAAAGUUUGAACUCCAAUAAAAAUCAGGGUGAUCGUCAUGUUGGACUUCAAUCUACUAUUCCACAGCAUUUUCGUAAUCAAAAACCACGCCGAGAUAAUAAUUUCCAAAAAAUUAAUAAUGGUCAAGCAUCAAAGAAAUAUAAUUCAUCUAAUGCUCAAAAUGUUAAUAAUAAUAUAUUUGGAAUGGCGGGUGCUCCUUCCGUCAAUUUUUACCCUACCCCGAUACAAAUGAAUUCUUAUUCUGAUCCUAAUUAUCAUACCUCGAUUGCUUGGCAUAACUCCCAACAUCCUCAAAAUUUUCCACCUUGGCAUGCGCAAAAUUAUAAUUCUCAUAAUCCUUCUCUCUGGAGUGAAUCCAGCGCUCAGAUCCAAGAAUCUAUGGAUUAUCAAUUGCCGCCUGGUUAUGCGCCACCAUUUAUAGCUUAUCAGUAUCCAAGAACUCCACUUAUAAAUUCAACUUAUGGUAUUCCUCCUCCUCCUCAACCCACUUCAUCUCCGUAUAUUGAAGCCAGUCCUGUUCUCUAUUCAAAUGUGAAAAAGACAGUUUCAACUAGUCAAAAUCCCACAAUUGCUACAAAUGGAAAAUCGUUCACCUCAACACCAUCAACCGUAGCCAGCCAAAAAUCAAAUAAACAAGAUUUAAAAUCAAAUGCUAUAAACCAUGAUGUGAAAAAGCAACAAGAUAAUUCAAAGCUUUUUUCUAAUCGUGAAACAAAAAAGCGUUUAUUGGUGAAACCUAUUACAACUCCUUUAUCUAAUGAGAUUAAAUCACCAACUCGUCCAUUCUUUAAUGAUGGCCAAAAAUUAUUUAGCCAAAAGAAAAUUGGUGCUGCAAUUGAAAUUAAACUCGGAACUAGGUUGAAUAGGUUGCGACCAGGACUAACAGCAGUCACAACAAGUAGUAAUAAGGCAAUUACAAAACCUGAAAAAAAUAAUCAACAAGAAAUUCCAGAACCUAAAAAGGACAAAGAAUCGACGACCGAGCAAAUUACAGAUUUCCAAACUAAUGUAAAUAUUUCUAAUUCACCUCCAUCCAUUGAGGAAAAAAAUUCCGAGAUUAUUGAAAAGCAAUCUUUAGAUUUUAUCACAUCCAUCCCUUCCGAAGAAAAACGUUCUUCCGAAGAAACUUCUUUGCCAGAUACUCGUCGAGAUAGUGGUUUCUGUGAACUGGAAAUGCAUAAUGAAGCUACGAAAUCGAUCGAUAUGACAAUACCAAUUGACAUAAAAAUUAAUGAUCUUGAUAAAUCAUCCUUGAUCGAACCAGAAAAUGGAUUUGAGCAUCCAAAUUCCAGCUCUCUGCAGAACCUAAUUUGCGAUACAACGAACGAGGAAUCUAUUACUAAUUGUGAGAAUAUCGACUCAUCUAUCAACGCACCAAAUAAUGAACUCGAUUCUUCGAAUAACUUUUUUUGCGCGAAAUCUGAAAUUGAUAAUUCUACGGACUCCCAUAUAUUUAAUGGGAUCGCUUCUUCUGAUUUCGGUGAAUACAUCAAUAACGAAAUGCACCUUGAAAAUAAAAAAGCAAUAAAUUUUUAUGAUUCUGAAAAUUCAAAUUCAGAACAAACCAAGAACAAUAACGAAAAAAACAAUAAAAUCUUCAGCAAUAAUAAGCAUCUUUCAGAAAAUAUGUAUAAUGAUAUCGAUAUGAAAGAUGCUACACGGCUAUCCUCAAGCACGGAUGAAAAAUUAUUAGUACCAACUGUAUUCAUCGAACAAAUGCCAGAAGAUAUUAAUAUACAAGCGCCAGAUCCUUCAUUGAUCUCCAACGAAGUGAUGGCAAGAGAAUCAGAACAAUUCAAAUCAGAUUUAUCUUCUGCUCUUGCUUCGAGCAAUGUAUUAACCCGAAGAAAAAUUAAAGAGCUUUCAGUAUUGGCCUACCAAUGUUACUCGAUUAAUCAACGAGUUAUGGUACUUAAUGUUGAUGGAGUUUGGUAUUCGGGUAAAGUUAUUGCGUCAAAUAAAACUGGUGUGAAAAUUAGAUAUGAUGGUUGGGAUGCAAAUUAUGACGAAUGGGUUUUAACUGAUAGUCCAAGGAUGCGUGUUAUGAGUGACGAGGAGAUUAGACAGAUUGAUGAAAGGAACAAUCAGGUUUCUAUCGAUUUUAGUUCAAAUUCAAUUGACAAGAAUUUAAAUAAUAAUAAAAAUAACAGUAAAAAUAUUAAAGAUAGCAAAAAUUAUAUCAAGAGUAAUAGUUCGGAAGUUGCGAGUACAGAUUUUAGUGGCAAAAUUACGAAAAAUAAAUUUAUUCCAAAAUCUCAAGUCAACGAGCAACAUAAAUCGGAAAAUAUUUCUAAUAUGAAUAUAGAAGUAAUUGAAAAAUCGGAAACGUCAAAUUCUAAAGCAUCACCUUCGUCCAUCGAACAAAUCUUCAGUGAAGAUAGUGAAUUAACCGAUUUGUCCGAUUCUUCAAGUUCUUCUUCUGAUUCCGAUUAUAGUGAUCCACGAUCAGAUCUUUCGUUGGCCAGAACUGCAAAGAGGGCGGCUUCAUCAUACGCGAGAAAAAAGAAAUCUGUCGAGUCAAAAAAUAAAAGUGUCAAAAAGUCUUUGAAUCAUUUAAAUAAUUUUUCGACUCGACAAAAGCCACGCAAAAUUAAAAAUUGCGAGUCUUGCAACACUCCUUACGACAAUCUUGCGACAGUAGGUACAGUCGAAUUAUGCCAGAAAUGCAUUCCUCUCUUUGCACCAGAAUUGGCUAGAGUUAAAUCUGUCACGCAUGAUUAUGAACUUCAUAAUAGAGUUGAGGUUCUUAAUUUUGAUAAAAUUUGGUAUCCGGGAAAAGUCGUAAAAGUUGAAAAAACUAAGGUAAAAGUUCAUUAUGACGGAUGGAGCCAAGAAUACGACGAAUGGUUAUGGGUAGACAGUCAGAGGUUGAGAAAGUUCGUCGAAGUUAUUGAAAGCGAAGAGAAUAAUAAGGUUCAAGAGAAACCUCAAGAGAAUCAGAUUAAACAAAAUGCCAACGUUGCUACUCAAAAUAUUAGUAAACACCCCGCAAAAGCAAAAGCGAGACAAAAAGAAACUAAAACAGACGAUGACACUAGCACUACGCAAAUUGAAACAGAAUCUAUUCCUUAUGUUAAUAUUGAACAUAUUCAAUUCGAUAAUCUAAGUAUCAAUAAAAGUAUAGUGGAUUCAAUAUCUGAGCCCAAAAAUCGUCGAAAAACUCGUAAAGCUAAAGCCCCAUCCAAGAGCCUUGGUGAUAAUUCUGAGUCAGGAUCAUCCUCGAAAAAGCUUCCUCCCCCUAAUCCUAAAAAAUGUGAAUCUUGUAAUAUCAUGCACUUAAAUGUGCAAAGAGUUGGUAGCUUGGAACUUUGCUCUUACUGCCGAAGUCUCUUUGGCGAGGAUACAAGUGGCCGUUCUAGACGCGGUGGCCAAUACGGCUUCGAAAUUUAUAAACGUGUCAAAGUAAUGAGUCAUGAUGGCGAGUGGUACCCUGGUAUGAUGAUGGAUUUUCAAAAUGGAAAAAUUCGUGUAAAUUUCGACGGUUGGAGCUCAAAUUUUGAUGAAUGGGUGCCUGCAGAAAGUUCGAGAUUGCAAGAAAUGACUCUUGAAGAAAUAUUGGAAGCUCAAAAAAAUAUUCAAGUAGACCUGGAAUAUCAAUUAAGGUUCGCUGAUACAGAAGCUUCUAAAGAUCAACAACAAGAAGAUCUUGAUAUCACAUGGGCGCCAAAGAAGCGAAUACGCUCUUCUCGAGUAAAAUCCAAGCAAUCAAAUCUCAGAAAUAAGAGGAUUCGCACUCGGUCCCAACCAAAAAUAUUUGCUCAAAAAUACGAACCAGAAGAAGAGGAGUCCGAUCAUUGGGAUUCUCAGAGUCGCCAAUCUACAAGCGAGACAAGCAAUCUAGAUUGGCGUGAAUUAUACCUUAGGCGUAGCACCCGUCAAGCCGGGCGCAAAGGAAGAUCACGUCUUCGAUUUGAUGAAGAUACCUCAAUUGAUCUUAACGAACUAAAAACCCGUUACAGACCCGGUGCAAGGAUCGAAGCACGUGAUGCGUUCAAAGAAUGGCAUCCAGGCAGAGUAGUCGAAGCUAAAGGAUACAGAGUAUUAAUUCAUUAUGAUAAUUAUUUGCCGAUUUAUGAUGAAUGGGUUGAUAUAAAUAGCCAACGGUUGCGUGGUGGAUACGAUGAUGGUGAUUCAACUGCGGAUAGUGAUGAGUUAGAGUCAUUAUUGUCAGCAUCUAAUCGAAUUAAAAAGGUCAAAAAAUCAACUAAUGCCAAUGAAGAUCUUACAAAAGGUAUUGAAUAUGUUGUAGAUGGUAAAGUUUAUGGUGACAAUGAAGGAAAAGGCAAUUGGUUUAUUUAUUGUAAUCAAUGUAAUGUCAUUAUAAAACAAUACAGAUACUAUUGUACAUAUUGUGAAUCACCAUCAGAAGGAAAUGAUUAUCAAAGCUUCGAACUUUGUAUAUGGUGUUUCGCACACUGCUUCCCUGAGGAUCAUCAGCAUCCACGAUGUUCUUUUGCCAUGCAGUCAGUUCUCGAUGGCGAAGCGCCAACUGUAACUUCAAAAGGCGAACUUAUUUCGACAUUCGAAAAAGAUGAAUUCGAUAUGUCAUACAAAGAUGAUAACAGCACAAUUCUCAAUGAAUUUAUACCUCCUGAAAGUGACAUGGGGUAUUUGUACUUGAAGGCUUGGAACUCGCGGAAAAUAUGUGGUUUUUGUAAUGAUGAUGAUGACCAACAUCUAGGAGGUUUUAUUGGACCUUAUCCUUUUGUCUCCCGUGCAUCUACACGCCACGGCGAAAGGAAAAGAACAUUUUGGGCACAUUAUGCAUGUGCGAAGUAUUCACCAGAAGUGCUACUGACUAAAGACAGUGAUUGGUAUAAUGUGACAAUAGCUUGGAGACGAGGAAGAAGCAUGAAAUGCGGAAAAUGCAAAGAACGCGGAGCGACAAUGGGAUGUUUUAAACCAAAGUGUAAUCGCAGCUUCCAUUUACCAUGUACUGGCAAACCACUUUCGCACUUUGAAAUGGGCGUUAUUUUUUAUUGCCCAACCCAUGAAGCUAAUUAUAACAAAAUCGAAAUUUAUAAUGAAUCAUUCAAAUGUGAUGUCUGUUCUUGCGAGCUACAAGAAAAUUGGUGGACAUGUGAACCUUGUAGUGGCAAAUAUUUUACCACGUUUGAUUUGUGCAUAAAAUGUUUUCAGGAAAAUUUUCCUGAAAACCAUGAACAUUCUAAAGAUGAUUUUGUUGAAACAUCCUUGCAAAAAAUCAAAGAAGAAGAAAAUUUACAAAAAGAAGCGCUUGCUUUGGAAAUUCAAAAGCCUCCAACGGAAUCUGUGUCUCGUAAAAGAUCUAAAAACUCAAUGAAAAAGAAUCAAAAUGGAACACAUGCCCAAUGCUCAUAUUGUUGGUCAGAAGAAUCAACACGUUGGCGUAAAGGUUAUAAUGGUGUUUUAAUGUGCGAAGACUGCUUUGAAUUAGCAUUAGUAAAUAAUCCAACAGAUGAAUCUCAGUUCGGACAAGAAAAAUAUGCUGCUUCAAUUGAAGACUACACACACACCCCUUAUUUGACAAGAACAUCAGUUUCGGCAGUCAAGUUCGACAGUUCACAAUCUCAAGCGCUUUAUCUAGACAGUUAUGAACCGGCGGAAAAUCAAUUAUUCUCUUUGCCAUUCGACAGUUCGUAUUUCGAUAUUCCAGGCCGUGCCCCGCGCUGGGCCACUCAUAGUGGCACUGAUUAUCAUGGAACGUGGCUACCACAAACUGUUCGCAGGGCUGUGCUUCGUUAUACCAAAAAGAACGAAAGAAUCUUAUCUAAUUUUCUAGGAAGAGGCACAGAUGCAAUAGAAUGUUUCUUGUUAUCUCGAAGGAGUGUGGGAGUUGAUAUCAAUCCAGCUGCCGUUGCUUUAUCACAACGUAACUGCUCUUUUGCAAUUCCCCCGGGUCGCGGAAUUACUGCCGAACAUCGCCCCAUAAUAUUACAAGCUGAUUCGAGACAACUCUCCGGAAGAUUAUUUGAAGAUCAAUCAUUUGAUCAUGUAUUAAGUCAUCCUCCUUAUAAAAACUGUGUUGAAUACUCUACUCAUAUCGAUGGGGAUUUAUCGCGAUUUGCUAAUUCUGAGGAAUUUAACAUGGAAAUGACUAAAGUAGUUGAAGAAUCUUGGAGACUACUGAAACCUACAAAGAGAGUCACAUUAGGAAUCGGAGAUAAUCGUGAGCAAUGUUUCUACGUUCCAGUUAGCUUUCAAUUAAUUCGUCAAUAUAUAGAUCAUGGAUUUGAACUUGAAGAGCUGGUAGUAAAAAGGCAACGAUAUUGUCAAGCCUUUGGACUAGGCACAUAUUUAUGUGUCCAGUAUGAUUUUCUAAUGUUUACGCAUGAGUUUAUUGCAACUCUGAAAAAGGUGGAUCCAGCAAAUAAUGACAAACUGACAUCAACACCAGAAUACUCAAUAAUCAAGGAUAACGUAUCGUUUACACGUACUUUACGCGAAAUACCUGUUUUACCGAUUGCUAGAAAGAGUGUAGUAAUGGGCACAACAUGGACUUUUAAACCAUCCACAAAACAUGACUUUGUCGAAAGAUUUGGUAGAGAUUUAGCAAAUUGGGAAGAGAUUAAAUUAAAAUUUAAAGAUAUAGAGGAGAUAAGUUAUAACCAAGAAAAUACAACAGAUAUGGAUAGUAAUCCUGAAAACAGUCAAAGCGAUUUGGAUGAUAUGCCAGAAUAUGAAAAAAUUAGACAAAAAAGAAUUCAAGAAAACCAGAAAAUGCUUCUGACAUUGGGUCUUAUUUCUGAUCUAAGUGAAUCAUCAGACGAUAUAUCGCAUGUUGAAAAACUUUUAUCAAGCAAGCCUUUACCUCCACCGACUCCAACAGCCCUCAUCGUAAUUCCCCAUAUUCCGAACAAUGUGCUCAACGCAAAAGACAUUCCAACCUACCGGGCUGCAAUUAUGCAUCUUGCCCGGGAAGCACAUUCACUUCUUCCACCUUCGGGAUUUUUGAUUGUUGGUGCACAAGAUAUCAGAGCACCAGACGGAAAGCUAUGGCCAUUGAGCAUGCUUUUCAUGGAAGAUAUCAAUCGUAUCGUUGGUCAAGAUGUGAUGCCAUUGAAGGAAUUAGUGAUUACGGUGCCUGAAGGUUAUGCAAAGGAUCGAAGAAAAAUUUGUUCGUAUGAAGAAUUUGUUGAUGAGAAAUGUGUUUCGGAUGCACAAGAUUGUGAUAUAGAGCACUUGACUAUAGUUCAU